Molecule: messenger RNA, 447 nt
Organism: Sphaerulina musiva SO2202
Lineage: Eukaryota; Fungi; Ascomycota; Dothideomycetes; Mycosphaerellales; Mycosphaerellaceae
Exons: 2
Coding region: 1-447 (148 amino acids)
Source: RefSeq, a predicted model, not a curated record
AUGGCCUACCUCUUCUACACCUUUGUCUUCUUAUUCCUCGUAGUCGCGACUGCCCUUUACGCAACGCGCAAUGUUUGGAAACCAUACGCGCCUCCCAUCCCGUACCUGACCGCUCCAGGCGAAAUUCCCGACUGGGCGUACAACAUCUACGAUCGCAUAAUGGCCUACAUCGAUCGCUGGCGCUACUCCGCGUUGCCCUCCUCCUUCCAAAAUGAAGCAGAACAAGGCUUCCACUCUUCAAACUUCGAUAUUGCAGAAAACAUCGAAGGAGAAGAUAGUAGAUCUGGCCUGUCGGGACAGCAGAAAGCGGAAAUUUACGGAAUCAUGAGAAGACAGGGUGUCACUUUUGAUGAGGCGAGAAGAUUAUACACCGAGAGACAAUUUGCAGCCGCGGGAAUAGGACCGGAUGGGAGGCCGUUGGAUCGGAAGGCGGUGGUAUUUUCUUGA